Messenger RNA from Equus quagga, 3209 nucleotides. RefSeq names its product Rac GTPase activating protein 1 (gene RACGAP1). The coding region runs from base 236 to 2134 and encodes 632 amino acids. The record is from RefSeq and is a predicted model, not a curated record. NCBI's taxonomy places the organism in Eukaryota, Metazoa, Chordata, Mammalia, Perissodactyla, Equidae. Gene Ontology annotation, biological process: signal transduction. The transcript has 17 exons.
GCCCUGUUUUGUGGAAAGCCGGGGUCGUCCUUUGAGGUGGUGGCUUGAACAGAACUGGAGCCACCCCGAAGAAGUGGCUCUGACUUAAAUACAGGGGUUGGGAGUUGUUGGGGCAAGACCCCCAUCCUUUUUCGGAGGAACUGGGCUUUUUCGAAGGGAAGAAGCCCUGGUGUUUGCGAGGCUGGGGCGGCUGGAAGCGGAGCUGCUCUCCCUGGGGCUGCGUGUGUCUAGAAAGAUGGAUACCACUAUGCUGAACUUGCGGAAUCUGUUUGAGCAGCUUGUACGCCGGGUGGAGAUUCUCAGUGAAGGAAAUGAACUCCAAUUCAUCCAGUUGGCAAAGGACUUUGAGGAUUUCCGUAAAAAGUGGCAGAGAACAGACCACGAGCUGGGGAAAUACAAGGAUCUUUUGAUGAAAGCAGAGACUGAGCGUAGCGCUCUGGAUGUUAAGCUGAAGCAUGCACGCAAUCAGGUGGACGUAGAGAUCAAAAGGAGGCAGCGAGCUGAGGCUGACUGUGAAAAGCUGGAAAGACAGAUUCAGCUGAUUCGAGAGAUGCUCAUGUGUGACACAUCUGGCAGCAUUCAACUAAGUGAGGAGCAAAAAUCAGCUCUGGCUUUUCUCAACAGAGGCCAACCAUCCAGCAGCAAUGCUGGGAACAAAAGACUGUCAACCAUCGAUGAAUCUGGUUCCAUUUUAUCAGAUAUCAGCUUUGACAAGACUGAUGAAUCGCUGGAUUGGGAUUCUUCUUUGGUAAAGACUUUCAAACUGAAGAAGAGAGAAAAGAGGCGCUCUAGUAGCCGACAGUUCGUUGACGGUCCCCCUGGACCUAUAAAGAAAACUCGUUCCAUUGAAUCCACAGCAGACCAGGGGAAUGAAUCCAUAGUUGCAAAAACUACAGUGACUGUUCCCAAUGAUGGCGGGCCCAUUGAAGCCGUGUCCACUAUUGAGACUGUGCCAUACUGGACGAGAAGCCGAAGGAAAACAGGUGCUUUACAGCCAUGGAACAGUGAGUCCACCUUGAGCAGCAGGCAGCUGGAGCCAAGAACGGAGACAGAGAGUUCCAGCACUCCUCAGGGUAACGGAGGGAUGCGCCUGCAUGACUUUGUCUCUAAGACGGUUAUUAAACCUGAAUCUUGUGUUCCAUGUGGAAAGCGGAUAAAAUUUGGCAAGCUGUCUCUGAAGUGUCGAGACUGUCGUGUGGUCUCUCACCCGGAGUGUCGGGACCGCUGUCCCCUUCCUUGCAUUCCCACCCUGAUAGGAACCCCCGUCAGGAUUGGAGAGGGUAUGCUGGCAGAUUAUGUGUCCCAGACUUCUCCAAUGAUCCCCUCCAUUGUUGUCCACUGUGUAAAUGAGAUUGAGCAGAGAGGGCUGACUGAGACAGGCCUAUAUCGGAUCUCAGGCUGUGACCGGACAGUGAAAGAGCUGAAAGAGAAGUUCCUCAGAGUGAAAACUGUGCCUCUCCUCAGCAAAGUGGAUGACAUCCAUGCUAUCUGCAGCCUCCUGAAAGACUUCCUUCGAAACCUCAAAGAACCCCUUCUGACCUUUCGGCUAAACAAGACCUUUAUGGAAGCGGCAGAAAUCACAGAUGAGGACAACAGCAUAGCUGCCAUGUACCAGGCUGUGGGUGAACUGCCCCAGGCCAACAGAGACACAUUAGCGUUCCUCAUGAUUCACUUGCAGAGAGUGGCUCAGAGUCCAAACACUAAAAUGGAUGUUGCCAAUCUGGCUAAAGUCUUUGGCCCUACAAUUGUCGCCCAUGCUGUGCCCAAUCCAGAUCCAGUGAUAAUGUUACAGGAUAUCAAGCGUCAACCCAAGGUGGUAGAGCGCCUGCUUUCACUGCCAGUGGAAUACUGGAGUCAGUUUAUGAUGGUGGAACAAGAAAACAUUGACCCCAUGCAUGUCAUUGAAAACUCAAACGCCUUUUCGACACCACAGACACCAGAUAUAAAAGUGAGCUUACUGGGGCCUGUGACCACUCCUGAGCAUCAGCUUCUCAAGACUCCUUCAUCCAGCUCCCUGUCGCAGAGAGUCCGCUCCACCCUCACCAAGAACACUCCCAGAUUUGGGAGCAAAAGCAAGUCUGCUACCAACCUAGGACGACAAGGCAACUUUUUUGCUUCUCCAAUGCUCAAGUGAAGUCACGUCUCCUGUUCCUUCCCAGCAUCGACUGACUGAGGAGAGCGCACCUGUACUCUGCUCUGCAGCCUCCUGUACUCAUUACUACUUUUAGCAUUCGCCAGGCUUUUAAUCAAGUUUAAUUGUGCAUGGGGGUUUUAUUAAAACUAUAUAUAUCUCCCUCUCCUCCUCAAAUAACAUAAUAUCAACACCUUGUGCUGUCGUUGUUGGAGCUUUUAGUUGGGAGAUCUGUACAGGGCUAAAAGGGUGGUGUGGGAUUCAUGGGGAGUCUUUAGGGGGCUGGGGGGACAUCCCUUUGGCUUAAAGCCAAAUGUUGCUUAUGGAAUGACCUUUCUCUGGUCAUUUAGAACUAAUUUCCCUGAGACAAUGACAGGAGCCCUACCUCUUGGUAAGACUGACUUGUCUCAGGGUGGGAAGUGGGAGGGCAGGGUAAAGAAAGAUUUGCACAGAGGAUUUGGGAUAGCUCCUUCUGAGAACUUGGAAGUUCCCCUUCCCCCAUUAUGAACUGAGCUAUAACAUGGAGCCUUCAUAAAAGCGGGAUGGGGGAGGACAGAACUAGUGAUGGCAGUAUGCUUAGCUUUAAUUCGGAUUGAUUAGGUUUAAUAGUAUUUAGUGGCACAGCCUUGUAAAAGUGAUACUACAGCUUGUAUUUAUCUCCACCGGGCCUCUGGCUGGACUUUGGGUUUGGUUGGGGGUCAAAGCCAUUUUGUUCUUAAGUUAAAUUCAUUCUGACUCUUGACCUCCCCUUGUCCGUUAGAGCCCCACUUCUAAAGUCAGUAUGCUGUCUGUUUGGCAUCCCAACUAACAAUUACGAGUAGGCUAUACGGGAAGAUUGUCAGUAUUUUGUGUGGCAAGAAAAGCCAGUCAUUUUGUCUUUGCACUUUGGAUGCUGACAUCUCCUGUGGAACAUAGCCACAUCUAGAUAGAUGUAUGCUUUUCGUCUAUUAAAAUUAUUUCUUAUGUCUAUAAAAAUGCUUUCUUCUAUAGAAUGUUUCUGACCCAUAGUGACUCUUGUCUGUAAAACAUGUAUUUGGAAUAAUAUUUGGAAAAAAGUAAAUAGUUUUUUCAAAAUGAA